AUGGAUGAGUAUUAUCAAGUUCAAUUAGCAACUGUGACAUUCGUUAUUCCUCGGCGUUAUGAAAACUUACGUUUUGUCGCUGCUGGUGGAUAUGGAGCUGUCGCUUGCGCUCUAGAUCGAGUGACGAAUCGUGAAGUGGCCAUUAAAAAAUUGUUAAAACCAUUUGAAACUGACAUACAUGCUAAACGUGCGUAUCGUGAAUUGAAAUUACUCAUGCAUUUAAACAAUAAGGAUGCAUCAGUUGUACAAAUAUUCAAUGUUUUUACACCUGAUCAAAGACGAGAAUUUAAUACACUUUAUUUUGUUUUAAAUUACGCCAGAGGUGAUCUUGCAAAAGUAUUACAUAAUUACCAGAAACAUAGACAACGCUUUCAGGAACGAGAUAUUCAAGUACUCAUUUAUUCAUUAUUAAGAGGUUUGAAGUAUAUUCAUUCUGCUGGUAUUAUUCAUCGUGAUUUAAAACCAUCCAACAUCGGUGUUGAUCGAGAUUUUAAUUUGUCUAUAUUAGAUUUUGGUUUAGCACGAGUUGUGAUGCCCGCUGAUCGUAUUCUUACUGGAUAUGUUCAAACAAGAUGGUGGCGUGCACCAGAGACUAUUUAUAAUUGGGAAAAUUAUUCAUCAAAAGCAGAUUUAUUCUCAGUGGGCUGUAUUAUGGCUGAAUUAGUGUUGUUACGUCCUCUAUUUACAGGAGGGAAUUUUAUUGAACAAUUGAGAAAAAUUUUGGAAGUACUUGGUACGCCCAGUAAUGAGGAAUUAGCUGAACUAUGUGAACCAUAUGCAUAUGCUUAUAUUCGAGAUCAAAUUGGUGAUUUACCGCGAUUAAAUUUUCAAAAUUUAUUUAGACCACUUGGUUUAUCUCAUGGUGGCAUCAAUCUUCUUGAAUUAUUACUUCAAUUGAAUCCAGCACGUCGACCAUCGGUUGAAGAAGCGCUAGCUCAUCCAUAUUUGGCAUCGAUGUACGAUCCAACUGAUGAGCCAACGGCACCUCAACUCAACGAUCCACAUCAAGAUGAAACACAUACUAUUAAUGAAUGGAAAGCGAUUAUCUGGGAUUUGAUAGGCACGUUUCAAGUACCCGAGUGGUUUACUCAGAAUACGACCAAUUCACUCAACUAG
Messenger RNA from Didymodactylos carnosus, 1116 nucleotides. Lineage: Eukaryota; Metazoa; Rotifera; Eurotatoria; Philodinida; Philodinidae. The record is from the annotation of a GenBank genome assembly.